Molecule: messenger RNA, 1194 nt
Organism: Aspergillus affinis
Lineage: Eukaryota; Fungi; Ascomycota; Eurotiomycetes; Eurotiales; Aspergillaceae
Product: Zn(II)2Cys6 transcription factor domain-containing protein
Exons: 4
Coding region: 1-1194 (397 amino acids)
Biological process (GO): regulation of DNA-templated transcription
Molecular function (GO): zinc ion binding; DNA-binding transcription factor activity, RNA polymerase II-specific
Source: RefSeq, a predicted model, not a curated record
AUGUCCAACAAUCCCCACGACUUCAACGACCCUAACCGGCAGGGCAACGACCCCAACGAUCCCAAUCAUCCCAAUCGACAAGGCCAGUAUCCUCCAUGGAAUACUAGUCAACCUGAGGAGCACCCUCCCAAUCACUAUCCACCUUCUUCUCAGUACCCUCCUUACGCUCCGUAUCCCCCGACCGCAGAAUACCCUCCACCACCACCUCCACCUCCCCAAGCGCAGUAUUCGCCUUCGACAAACAUGGCUGCCAUGCACCCGCAUGUUCAGGGCCCGCAUGUCCAGGGCCCGCAAGAUCCCUACCGUCUUCCGCCGCCGCCUGGUGCCUAUCGUCCCGUAGACGUUUACGGUCAACCCCCUCCUCCUCCCCAAGUUGUCUACCAGGCCGCCGCUCCUCGACAGCGGACGGCUAUCGCCUGUCGUUACUGCAGAAGACGGAAGAUCCGAUGCUCGGGUUUCGAAAGUUCUCAAGACGGACGCUGCAGCAACUGCACCCGGUUCAAUCAAGAGUGCAUGUUCACGCCUGUCUCCUCACAAGCACAGGCAUUCGUCCCGGCACACGCCGCGUAUCCUUACUUGAGAAACGCUCAGAACCAGGGGCGCUCGGCUCCCGUAAUGCUCUACGGUGCUCACGGUCAACCUCUACCGCCUCAACAACAGCCACAAGCAGGUCCUGAGGGCACCCUCCCGGCACCGCAAACCAUGUAUCAACACUCGUAUGGCGGUGCGCCUCAACCCCUCGCCUCCGGGUCCCAAGAUCACAGACCCAUUGGUCGUCGUGGUUCCGGCUCUGGGUUUGAAUACCCAGACCCCACCAACUUAGCUCCCGUUACGCCCGUUACGUCCAAUCCGGGGCAUUCGGCCCAUACCGCUCCAAGUCCCUACUAUCCUCCGCAAACCGAUCGUCGUCCCUCGCCACAAUCUGCGUAUCCCUAUGAUGGUCGCCAUUCGUCUUCCCCCCACGGUUCCCCGUACCCUCUCAUGACCCUCCCACAGGGCGCCCAUCCCGCGCAAGGCGUUCCUCAGGUCCCCAAUCCUGGUCAAGGCACUCCCCCACCUGCUCCGACAUCUACCCCGGGAAGCUCGCGCGGAGGACUUAACGUUCGCGACAUGCUCAAUCCGGGUGACCAAGGCCGUUCCGAUGCAGACAAUGAUAUGCUUAAUGCAUUGAACCGACGGGGUAUAAAUAAAUAA